This is a messenger RNA of Megalops cyprinoides (Indo-Pacific tarpon), 1276 nucleotides long. It is a transcript of the gene ifi30b, whose product is annotated as gamma-interferon-inducible lysosomal thiol reductase. The transcript is spliced from 7 exons. Gene Ontology annotation, cellular component: lysosome. Lineage: Eukaryota; Metazoa; Chordata; Actinopteri; Elopiformes; Megalopidae. The coding region runs from base 52 to 828 and encodes 258 amino acids. Gene Ontology annotation, molecular function: oxidoreductase activity, acting on a sulfur group of donors, disulfide as acceptor. The record is from RefSeq and is a predicted model, not a curated record.
GCAAGACAGAACUUCGCACUGAUUCAGUUAGUUGUGAGUGAAAAGGGGAAUAUGAAGGCUUACACGCUCAUUGUGUGUGCCAUUAUCUGUCUGACCUCAGAAAAAUGCUACGGCAAAUCAAAACCCAAACCCUCUUGCCAUUACCCACCAUCUCAGUGGUGUAAGACUCUGGAAAUAGCAAUAGAAUGCAAGGUUCAGAAGCAGUGUCUGGAGCUGAAUGCCACCAAGCCAGACCCAGCCGUCCCAAAAGUGGUGGUGGGCCUAUACUAUGAGAGCCUAUGUCCCGGCUGCAGGGGCUUCCUGGUGAGGCAGCUUUUCCCCACUUGGGUCAUGCUGAUGGACAUUAUGGAUGUGGAGCUGGUGCCUUUUGGUAAUGCACAGGAGGAAGAGCAUGCAGGAAAGUAUGAGUUCCAGUGUCAACAUGGAGCUGAAGAGUGUCAAGGAAACAUGAUUGAGACCUGCAUUAUGAAUGUUACAGAUGACGCAGCAUUCCCGAUCAUUUUCUGCAUGGAGUCAUCCUCAGAUGUCCUCAGUGCAGCCCAGCCUUGUUUACAGCUGUAUGCCCCAUCGGUGAAGUGGGAGACCGUUAUGUCCUGUGUGAAGGGAGACUUGGGGAACAAGUUGAUGCAUGAGAACGCACUGAAUACCAAUGCACUCACACCACCCCAUCAAUAUGUGCCCUGGGUGACCAUCAAUGGGCAACACACAGAGGACUUGCAAGACAAGGCAAUGUCCUCUCUUUUCAGCCUGGUCUGUAGCACGUAUAAGGGAGGCAAACCCCCAGCCUGCACAGGAGCACUGAAGAAACUUGACAGGAGUUACUGCUAAAGCAAUGCAUUUAUUCUUUGGGCUAAGGACUGUGUUUUAUGGAGAUCACAAGAUCGUGACUAACUCUUGGGUCAGCUAUUCAUGCACAGUACCGUAUUUCAUAUUUCUGCUGUUACACCUAUGUUAAAAUCACUUUUCUUUUGCUAACCAAGACACUUCAAUAUGUACACUAUUGUCAGUAUCCAUUUUAACUGACAUAUUUAUGAAAUGGAACAACAUUUUUUGGCAUUUGAAGACAGUUCUAUCUUUAACAUUCACUACUAUGAAGUGUCUUGAGGUGCAUCUUGACCAAUGACAACUGUUACGUAUGUGAGAUUUAACCAUGGACUCUAUCGGCUGUUUAACGGAGUGCAGAUGUGGAAAGCACAGUUUUGUCCACAGUCAUUUGAAAACUUUCUGUGGUUUUUUUGAGGCAGGUACAUAAUUUGCAAAAUUAGGUUUGGAAAAC